Messenger RNA from Columba livia (rock pigeon), 829 nucleotides. It is a transcript of the gene PRRT1B, whose product is annotated as proline rich transmembrane protein 1B. The transcript has 4 exons. The record is from RefSeq and is a predicted model, not a curated record. The coding region runs from base 95 to 697 and encodes 200 amino acids. Gene Ontology annotation, cellular component: membrane. Lineage: Eukaryota; Metazoa; Chordata; Aves; Columbiformes; Columbidae.
CAUUAACCCACCGGCCCCGCCGCGCAACCGCCUGCCAGGCCCAGACCCGAGUGUCCGCACCCGGGACCCGCGGGCACCGCCGUGUUCCUGCGGGAUGGAGGGUGAUACGUCUGCCAGGCCCUGGGACCGAGGAGCAGAGCAGGGGGCGGCCGGGGGGCUGCCCAGCUCCAGCCCCCACUGGGACCCCCCCACGGGCUGUGGGGACAGGCCCAUGGUGGCGGUUGCCAACACGGCCUUUGAGGGGGACCCGCCGCCCUACUCGCCCCCGGACCCCAAGAGCGUUCACCUCCUCUACCUGCCACUCCCGGCCGGAUUCUCCCAGCAAACACCCAUUGUCUACCAGCCAGGACCAGGACCAGGACCCUUCCCACCCCAGGGCAUCCUGCCGGCCCCCCUGCCCUACCCCACCUACAAUGGGCAGCCGAGCACGAGCCCAUCGCCCGCCGACCACAGGCAGUGCCCGCCCAAGGACUACAUGGUGGAGUCGGUGCUGGUGACCAUCUUCUGCUGCCUGCUCACCGGGGUCCUCGCCCUGGUCUACUCCCACAAGACACGGGCUGCGAUUGGCCGCGGGGACAUGGCCCAGGCAAACGUGGCAUCUAGAAAGACCCAGUCGCUGGUCCUCUUCAGCCUGCUCUUCGGUUUGUUUGCCUCCAUCAGCUGGGUCAUCUACGUCCUGGUGGCCCUGUACCUGUGACGGGGCCCCGAGCCCCAGGGACACGGUGGGUGCUGGGGGCUCCUUGCAGCUCCCCAUGGCCUGGGUGGAGCGGCCACAGCCCCCACGUGGCAUCACCAUGGGUGACCACAAAGGAUUAUCGGACCAAGGCGC